Molecule: messenger RNA, 309 nt
Organism: Trichoplax adhaerens
Lineage: Eukaryota; Metazoa; Placozoa; Uniplacotomia; Trichoplacea; Trichoplacidae
Exons: 2
Biological process (GO): mitotic cell cycle phase transition; regulation of cyclin-dependent protein serine/threonine kinase activity
Cellular component (GO): nucleus; cyclin-dependent protein kinase holoenzyme complex; cytoplasm
Molecular function (GO): cyclin-dependent protein serine/threonine kinase regulator activity
Source: RefSeq, a predicted model, not a curated record
GAUAUUGAAGAUAUCGAUCGAGCCGACUUUGAUAACCCGCAACUAGUUGCGGAAUAUAUAAAUGAAAUUUAUCAUCACAUGAGGCAGAAAAUAUCAGCCACUCUGUCAACUUUUAAUGAUCUUAAUUUUUCUAACUUACAGAUAACAUAUCGCAUUAAUGAUAAAUUUUUGGCUGGACAGCAAAUUAAUGAAAAAAUGAGAACUAUACUAAUUGAUUGGUUAAUUCAAGUUCACUUAAGAUUUCACCUCCUACAAGAGACUCUCUACUUGACCGUCAAUAUUAUUGACCGCUUUUUACAGGUAAGUUGA